AUGGGCUCCAAAACACCUGAUGACCAGAUUCCUGGAGGCAAUGGCGGUCCACUCUCAGCCAGCUCUUCCUCCGCCGGCGGGGAACCUCGCGGCGCACACCUCUCCCGCGAUGGUGAUGCCAGUCUUGGAGACCAGGGCGAUGACGAUGACGACGAAGCAGACAAUGAUGACGUUGGCUCCAGACCCUUGAAGACUGAUGACGGCCCAAAGAAGAAGAAAAAGAAGCCAAAGAAGAAGAAGAAGAAGUCUGCUGCCGUUAAAAAGCAGCAGUCAUCGCCCCCGAGGGUGCCGCUGACCGACAUCUUCCCUUCCGGGGAAUACCCAGCCGGCGAGUAUCUCGCCUACGACAAGGCCCCUCCCGCGACCGUGAACACGUCCCGCACGACAGCCGCGGAGCUGCGCUACCUGAGCCGCCGGCACCUCGAAGACCCGGAGCUACUCAACGACUACCGCAAGGCCGCCGAGGUGCACCGCCAGGUCCGUCACUGGGUCCAGGAGACGGUAAAGCCCGGCUGGACGCUCCUCGAUAUCGCGACUGGCAUCGAGGACGGCGUGCGCUCGCUGCUGGCGAACCAGGGAAUCGAGCCCGGCGACAAUCUACGGUCUGGCAUGGGGUUCCCUACGGGGCUGUGCCUCAACAAUGAGACGGCGCACUACACGCCGAACCCCGGACAGAAGGACGUCGUGCUGCAGUACGGAGACGUCAUGAAGGUUGAUUACGGCGUGCAGGUCAACGGGUGGAUCGUCGAUAGCGCCUUCACCAUGAGCUUCGACCCGACGUACGACAACCUCUUAGCCGCGGCUAGAGAUGCAACGAACUCGGGUAUCAAGGCUGCUGGGAUCGACGUCCGCAUCUGCGACGUCAGCGCCGAGAUCCAGGAGGCGAUGGAGAGCUACGAGGUCGAGAUCCGCGGCAAGACAUACCCUGUCCGGGCGGUGCGCAACAUCUGCGCCCACGACAUCAAGCGCUACCGAAUCCACGGCGGCAAGUCGAUUCCCUUCAUCCGGAACAACGAUCAGACCAAGAUGGAGGAGGGAGAGAUUUUUGCCAUUGAGACGUUUGGGACGACGGGCCGCGGCAAGCUGUAUGACGAUGUCGGCGUCUACGGGUACGGGCUGCAGCAUGACGCUCCCGCGCAGGUGAGGUUGCCCUUCGCCUCUGCGAACCGCCUGUACAAGACAAUCAGGGAGCAGUUCGGGAGCAUUGUUUUCUGCCGACGUUACCUGGGCCGUCUUGGACUGGCGCGCUACUUGGCCGGGUUGAACUGUCUGGUUUCGAACGGCGUACUUGAGUCGUACGCACCGCUGGCAGACAUCAAGGGGUCGUACUCCUCGCAGUUUGAGCAUACGAUCCUGCUGCGGGAGUCCAGCAAGGAGAUUAUGAGUCGAGGAAGUGACUAUUGA
Molecule: messenger RNA, 1404 nt
Organism: Colletotrichum higginsianum IMI 349063
Lineage: Eukaryota; Fungi; Ascomycota; Sordariomycetes; Glomerellales; Glomerellaceae
Product: Methionine aminopeptidase 2
Exons: 6
Coding region: 1-1404 (467 amino acids)
Biological process (GO): proteolysis
Molecular function (GO): metalloaminopeptidase activity
Source: RefSeq, a predicted model, not a curated record